AUGGCCGCCGCGAACCCCACCAAGCCGGUCAAGAUCCUGAUGCUGCACGGCUACACGCAGACGGGGCCUCUCUUCCGCAACAAGACGCGCGCCCUGGAGAAGAACCUCGCCAAGGCGUUCCCGGCCGGCGUCUCGCUCAGCUACCCGACGGCCCCCAUCCGGCUGUCGCGCGCGCAGAUCCCGUCGUGGGACACGGACGGCGUGAAGAAGGACGACGCGGCCGGGGACGACGACGAGGAGGAGCCCGAGGCCUACGGCUGGUGGACGCGCAAGGACAAGGUCGAGACGGACAGGGUGCCCGUCGAGGGCGAGGGCUUCGUCUACGAGGGCAUGGACGCCGGCCUCGCCCGCGUCGCGCAGGUGCUCCGGGACGAGGGCCCCUUCGACGGCGUCGUCGGCUUCUCGCAGGGCGGCGCCGCCGCCGGCAUGGUCGCGAGCCUGCUCGAGCCCGGCCGCAGGGCGGCGUUCGACGCGGCCGCCGAGAAGGGCGGCAUGCCGUUCCCCGACGCCUUCGCCGGCGCCGACGGCGUGCACCCGCCGCUCAAGUUCGCCGUGUCGUACUCGGGCUUCGCGCCCGCGCAGAACCCGCUGUACGACGCCUUCUACAAUCCCAAGAUCAAGACCCCGAUGCUGCAUUUCCUGGGCAGCGUGGACACGGUCGUCGAGGAGGCCCGGAGCUUGAGGCUGGCUCACGCGUGCGAACAGCAUGAAGGAAGGAUCGUCUACCACCCUGGUGGUCACUUCCUGCCCAGUAGCCAGAAGCAGUAUGUUGCUGCUCUGGUCGGUUUUAUAAGGCAAAUCCUCGCCGAUUCUGAAAGCAAUGGGAAGAAGGAAGAGAGCGUAGAGGAUAUGGACGUGCCUUUUUGA
This is a messenger RNA of Diplodia corticola, 867 nucleotides long. Its product is annotated as dihydrofolate reductase. The record is from RefSeq and is a predicted model, not a curated record. NCBI's taxonomy places the organism in Eukaryota, Fungi, Ascomycota, Dothideomycetes, Botryosphaeriales, Botryosphaeriaceae. The coding region runs from base 1 to 867 and encodes 288 amino acids. The transcript has a single exon. Gene Ontology annotation, cellular component: nucleus; cytoplasm.